CCCGCCUCCCGGGCUCAGGUCAAAGGAGAGCCGGGAAGUGGUGCUGCGGCUGCCUUCCGGUCUCCGGCCCCUGACCCUCCCAGGACCCGUGAUGCCAAGGCCGCUGCAACGGGCGACGCGCAGCCGGGGCUGAGCCCCAAGUGAGCUGAGGGCUCGCGCUCUUCUGGUCUCCCGGGCCCGCCCCACCUGAAGAAAUGAGUGGUGGAUUGGCCCCAAGUAAAAGCACAGUGUAUGUAUCCAACCUGCCCUUUUCCCUGACCAACAAUGACUUAUAUCGGCAGCACUAUUCACAAUAGCCAAGAUGUGGAAACAACCUAUAUGUCCAUCAACAGAUGAGUGGAUAAAGUGGUGUGUAUAUACACAAUAGAAUACUACUCAGCCGUAAAAAAGAAUGAAAUAAUGCCAUUUGCAGCAACGUGGAUGGACCCAGAGAUUAUCAUGCUAAGUGAAAUAUUUUCCAAGUAUGGCAAAGUUGUAAAGGUUACUAUAAUGAAAGAUAAAGAUACCAGGAAGAGUAAAGGGGUUGCAUUCAUUUUAUUUCUGGAUAAGGACUCUGCACAAAACUGUACCAGGGCAAUAAACAACAAACAGUUAUUUGGUAGAGUGAUAAAAGCAAGCAUUGCUAUUGACAAUGGAAGAGCAGCUGAGUUCAUCCGAAGACGAAACUACUUUGAUAAAUCUAAGUGUUAUGAAUGUGGGGAAAGUGGACACUUAAGUUACGCGUGUCCUAAAAAUAUGCUUGGAGAACGUGAACCUCCAAAGAAGAAAGAGAAAAAGAAAAAAAAGAAAAUUCCUGAACCAGAGGAAGAAAUUGAAGAAGUAGAAGAAAGUGAAGAUGAAGGGGAAGAUCCUGCUCUUGACAGCCUCAGUCAGGCCAUAGCUUUCCAGCAAGCCAAAAUUGAAGAAGAACAAAAUAAGUGGAAGCCCAGUUCAGGGGGUCCCUCGACGUCCGAUGACUCAAGACGCCCAAGGAUAAAGAAAAGCGCUUAUUUCAGUGAUGAGGAGGAGCUUAGUGAUUAAAAUUAUCUAUAUUAUGUAAAUAUCAUUAAAAAAUUUUUAAAAUCUUGGAGUACCAAGUUCCAUUGGGACUAAAGAUUACUUUUGGAAUUUGAACAUAAGAACACGUAGUACCAAAUAGUUUUUUACUUUAAAAUAGUUCAUAGAGAAUUGAAAAGUAAUUCUAAAGUAUCAUGUUUAUCUUGCAUCAAGAUUUGCUAAUAAUCAUUCAUCUUGAAAAGAGUUCAUUUGAAUAAAAAAGAAAACUUAAUACUAUCAUAAUAAUGCUAUUGUCAUCCCAAGAAAAAAGGUAGAUAGUAAAAAAGAUUUGUUUAAGAAGUUCGUUAUAAAAGUUUAUUCAUGAUUUGCUUAUAUGAGGACUUUUGAAAUAAAUUUCAUCUUUAAAACAAAAACUUCAUAAACACUGUGAAGAGGUUGAAUGAUUUAUUGUUAUUAAUGUUAAUAAAAUUUUCUCAAGAGAAUUUUAUUUUUAAAUGUGGGUGUUUUGUCAUCUUAUUUCUUUUAGCUUUAUCCCAAUCUGGAUACAUUGUAAUUACCCAUAAAAUUUAAGGUAAAGUAGCUGGCAAAGGCUUGUAACCAGACAGCAGUAAUUUGUCCCCUGGCACCAAGUUCCAUUCCCGAAAAGCAGCCAGCUUCUUUGUUUCUUUUCACAUGUACAUACAUCAUGCUAAAUAAAAUACAUAUAUUUCUGCCACUUAAUCCAUAAAGGAAUGAAGGAGGACUUUUCAAUCUCCUAUACCCCCCUCUGCCUCCUCCACCUUCCCAACAUGGCUAUGUUAAAAUUUUUGGUUAAAUCCAUAUUUUAUUGUUUUUAUUUUAUGACUGUUGAAAUACUGUUCACCUCAGAGCUAAUGAGUGUGCUAUGAUUACAUCUUCCUAGAGUUAAUAACUGCCUUGUUUUUCUCGUGUGUUAUAUUUCUGUGUAUUUAUGACUAAAUAUUCCCAUACCUUUUGCAGAUGAUUAAAUGGGAAUGAGAUUAUGAAGCCUUUGUCUACUUUCUCUAUUUCUGUACUAUUGAAUGCUUUUUAAAAGAACAGCUAUUCUUUCUUAA
Molecule: messenger RNA, 2069 nt
Organism: Hippopotamus amphibius kiboko
Lineage: Eukaryota; Metazoa; Chordata; Mammalia; Artiodactyla; Hippopotamidae
Gene: ZCRB1
Product: zinc finger CCHC-type and RNA binding motif containing 1
Exons: 9
Coding region: 400-1020 (206 amino acids)
Biological process (GO): mRNA splicing, via spliceosome
Cellular component (GO): U12-type spliceosomal complex
Molecular function (GO): RNA binding; zinc ion binding
Source: RefSeq, a predicted model, not a curated record